Cicer arietinum (chickpea) is the source of this 2638-nucleotide messenger RNA. RefSeq lists its product as uncharacterized. Lineage: Eukaryota; Viridiplantae; Streptophyta; Magnoliopsida; Fabales; Fabaceae. The record is from RefSeq and is a predicted model, not a curated record.
CUCUUUCUCAUAAACUACUUGCUUUUUCCCCCUCCCAUGAAGCGGUUGUUACAUUCUAACGGUCGCUUUGAUUCAUCUUUCUCCUUCUUCUUCUCACAUUUAACUCCUUUCACAAUCUUUCAGCGACCAAUUCACGACACGACACACUACUUGCUUUCUUCUCUCUAAGUAAGGAAAACAGAAUUUAUUGGAAUUUCUUAUAUGUGAAAAGAAAUGGACAAGGUUUAUGAAGAGCUGGAUGAAGCUAAGACUGAGAUUGAGAAACUGAAGGCAGAAUUAAGGGCCAAAACAGAUUCCCUUGAGAAUUUGAAAAGAUCCCUUAAUGCACAAGUCAAUCAGACACAAGAAGCAAAGUUAAAAUCCGAGAAGUUGGAUCAGGAACUGCUUCAAAAAGCUGACGAAAUCGACGAGGCAAAGACUUUGUACGAAGAUCUGAAAGUGAAAUGGAAAGAACGAGAGUCUAUCAUCAAACGUCUCAGUGCUGCAAAUGAUAAACUUCGAGUGGAUUGCGAUGGAAAGAUUAAAAGGUUGGGAGAUGAGAAAAGAGGGUUGGUAUUGGCCUUAGAAGAGGCAAAUGACAAGGCAGAGAAUCAAGAACAACAAAUUUGUCAAUACAGAAAAGAAAUUGAAAGUCUGAAAAGUUGUCUGGCAGUUUCAAAGAACAAGUGUUUGGAAACGCGGAAAAAUUUAAAAUCAUCCAAAGAACCAAGUGAAAGAGAUGACAUGUUUCAGAAGUUGGAGGAGGAAAAAGUGAAGUUAGAAGAUCAAUUAAAAUGGAAGAAGGAGCAGUUUAAACAUCUAGAAGAAGCAUAUGAAAAACUUAAAGGCCAGUUUAAGUCUAGCAAGAAGGAAUGGGAGAUGGAAAAAUCUACAUUGCUUGAUGAGAUGUCUUCACUUCAGAUUAAGUUAGAUUCUCAGAUCAGAAUAUCGGAAGAUCUUCAACAUCAAUUACAGACCUGCCACCAAGCUCUUGCUCAUGUAGAAAGCCAAAAAAAGAGACUCGAAGUCGAAGUCUCAGAUUUUAGACUGCAGCUUGAAAAUGCUGGUUGUGACUACCCGGAUGCUAGAUUUCAGCUUGAUUGCUUAAACUCCAACCGGGACAAAGAUGUUGCCGAUUUGAGAUAUUCACUGAAAACCAAAGAGGCAUAUAUUAAAGAAGCGAAGUACAUAAUCGAGAAACUAGAGCAAGAAAAUCAGGAGUUAAGGAUGUCACUCAAAGAACUACAGGAAGCUCAAAUUCAAGAAGCAGGAGCUUCAUAUUCGCAGUCGAAGUUGAGGACUAAGCUCAGAAAUUUAGAACGAACACAUAAAGAGUGUGCCUCAACUCUUACGGCUAGAGAAAUCGAAUGGAACUCAAUGAUAGAACAAUCGACCAGAGAUCUGAAUGGUUGUCGGUCUGAGUUGGAAGCUAAAAUCACAGCAGUGGAAGAGCUUCAGAUGGAGUUGGAAAAGUCUCAUUGUCAAAGCAUUGACAUGAGCUUGGUGAAUGAGGAAAUGUCUGUGAUGCUGCUAGUGUUAAAAGAGGGAAUUUAUGAGGCUCAAUUAAAGCUUGCCAACGAAAAAAAUGAGGUGGAUCUAAUCAACAAAGAGAAUGAAGAGAAGAUUUUCCAACUGAUGAAGCAGUUGGAGAUGAAAGAUGAUGCUUUGAUCGGUGUUCAGAAAGGCUUCAAUGAAGAACACGAGAAAGCAACGUGUUUGAUGAGGGAGGUUGUUGAGUCCUAUGAUGGAUCCAAUAAUGAACUGCAGCACUCAAUGCAAAAUGAAAUCUAUAGGUACAAGAAAAUGCUGGAGGAAUCAACUGUGCGACAUCGGAUCCUUGAAGAGAAAAUGUUGCAGAUGGAAUGUGAUUCAAAAGAACAUCUUAUACAAACACGUGAAGCUUUAGACAUUGCUAUCAUUGAAUUGGAUGAUAUAAUUUGUGAAAGAAAUGAAAUGGAAUUUGAAUUGCAAAUAUGGAAGUCAAUUGCCGAACGUUUGAACAACGACCUCGAAGAAAGUCAUUUGACGCGUAAAGAACUAGAAACUUCACUUCUUGCACAAGUAGUUGUUAGUGAAAGCCUCAAGCAAGAGAAAAACAAGGUUGUAGAGGAGCUUCAAAAAGAGGUUGUUUUACUUGAACAAGAAUCAUUUAGAAGAGAAUUUGAGAGUGUUGUGAUUGCAAAAGGUGUCAUGGAAACAACCUAUGAUGCUUUGCUUCAGAAACUCAAAAUGGAGAAAAGAGAUUUACUUGAAGAUGCAUCAAAACUUUCAUUAGAAAGGGAAAACAUGUUGGCUUUUGUUCAAGGGUUGGGUGAUAGAAUCUACGAGUUCUCUAAUGCAGACACUCAAUUGAGAGACAUGUUGAGAAGCAUGGAGCAAAUUGAUGUAAUGAAGUUGAAAAGGGAUGAUAGUUUCUUUGUUAAAGAGAAUAUGGUAGUUCAAGUUUCUCCUACUAGUAUAAAGAAAGUUGAAGCUAUUUCUGAUGUAAGAUCUCCAUUCAAGGAGCUUAAUAGUUAGUUGAAAUGGUGAGAUAGUUGCUAGAGGAAUAGGAUGUGUGAAACAAAAACGUCAUGCAGUUUUGAAGCAUGACAGUUUUUUCUUUGGAUUGUAUAUUGAAUUCAUUUGUAUCCUUAUAUGUACACUUGUUUUUUUUCUUCAA